AAGACGUUUGUUUGCUGAAAUCUGGUAGAUCAAGCCAGGCAUAUGAACUAGUAACACGGAAGUGACGUGACGUGUUUUUUCGAAACAAACCACCUGUUUUUUUUUUAUUAAAGCCGGAUGUCACAGAGGCUGUGCCAGUGUAACGCGUCUGUAUGAGCGGUACUAAACCACAGAGCCUCGUCUUUUUGUAAACUUAUCUUUCUUUGAGAUUUUUAGUCGUAUCUGUUGCAGUUAAAUUGUUAUAAUCCAAUAUUUUAUUUUGAAAAACAACGAGGUGAGGCGUGAUGAACCACAAAAUCCCAGUGGAGUAGAAGUUAAAGUGUUUAUAAGUCCUUUCUGUGCAUGAGAGGCUUUAAGGUACGAGUCUGCAUGAUUCUGUCUGUGUUAUGAAAAUGACUUUUGGGAGCUCAGCUUUUCUUAUCGUCUCCUUUACCAGGGCCCUUGUUUUUUUUUUUUAUAGAUUUUGUACUCUCAGCACGUGCGAGUUGUCUGUAUUACAGUUUUAUGAUUCCUAAAUUUUGAGCGCAAACGCAGCUUCCUAAGAGAUUUCAGAGAGAUAAUGUGUCUCUUCACCUGAGCAUCAUCGGUCCACAACGCGGAAAAAGCUUCCCAAACUCUGCAGCUGAAGCUCUUUAUGUGAAUAUAUGGACAUGGCACAGCUGCAUGUGGAAACCGAUGGAAUCUUAAAGUCUGAUGACUAUUUGGAAUAUGGCCAGAACAACACCAAUGAUUAUGAUUACGAUGCAGCGAGUACAGUGAAUAGCCCUACAGUGUUUACAGUGUUUAACAGUACAGUGGAUAAUGUUCCUGUGGAAAGAGGGAGUGAGGCAGUGUGGGUCCCUGCUCUGUAUGCUGUAGUGUUUUUUGUUGGCAUACUGGGAAAUAUUAUUCUCCUGACAGUUCUGGUUCAAAAGAGAAGACUGUGGAGCCUAUCGGACACCUUUAUUCUCCACCUGAGUAUCGUGGACAUCCUCCUCCUGUUAAUGCUGCCCUUCUGGGCUGCACAGACAAGUCAGCUUUGUGACCGGUUUUGGGGAAUUUUGAACCGGGUCUUUGGGGUCGUUUUCAAGCUCAACUACUACUGUGGGAUCUUUCUGCUGCUUUGCAUCAGUCUUCAAAACUACCUCUCUGUCAUCCGUGGCAUCCAGUUGUAUUCCCACGGGAGGCGCUGGUUAGUUCAUAUCAGCUGCCUGUUAGUCUGGCUUAUCUCUGUCCUCCUCACUGCACCUGACUGGAUUUUCCUGGUGGGUAAAAAUAAUUACACAGAAGAUAAUACUUGUGUUAAUAUCUACCCUCAGUCUGGAACUGACUGGCAGUUGUGGUCACGCCUGCUACACCAUAUAUUUGGCUUGGUGCUACCUGGAAUCAUGUUGAUGAUCUUUUGCUCACAUAUGCUACGGCAGCAGUGCAGCUGUAAUGGCCUCCCAAUCCAGAGAAAUAUCACCGUCAUCCUGUCUCUAGUGGUCGUAUUCUGUCUGUGUUGGAUGCCGUACAACUUCAUACUCGUUUUGGACACUGUCAGGAACAGACUUCAGGAUCCUCCUAACGAUUCACAUGAAGGUUCUGAAAGUUCACUAAAAACACUUCUCAUGGUCACCUCUGCUAUAGGCUGCCUUCACGCCAGCCUGAGGCCUCUGCUGUAUCUCGGCCUGUGUGGAAACUUCAGGCAACACUUACUGGCCAUGCUGAGAUGUAAUAAAACUGAACCAAAAGGCUCUCUCUGGGAUCUUGGUGUAGGCCAGAGACAGCAGCCUGAUCGCGGUCAGGUUCAGCAGGAAGAGCUGGAACAGAUGAUGGUUGUAGAGAGUCAGUUAGCUUAGUGAAGAUGAACAGAGAAACAUGCUCUCUUCUGACUCAGAUGUAAGUAGAACAACUUUACACUCCGGAGAGGAAGUGAAUGGAGUUUCAUGUCAUGAGUUCAAGGGGUGGAGGAUGUUAUUCUGUGUAACUGACAAACAGAUGUUUAUAUAUAAAAAAAAUGACUCUCACAUUGCGGACAUGCAUCAUGGUGACAUAUGCUCACCCAAAAGGAUCAAAAGUAGAUAUCUGUAAGUAUCUGUAUGAUCAAGACGACGAGCUGAAACAGAUGAUGGCUGUAGAGAAACAGUCAGUUUAGGGAAGAUGAACAGAGAAACAUACUCUUUCAUGAGAGAGCUCACAUGUGAGCAUGAUGAUGUUACUGUCAUGGUACUGGGUCAUUGACCCACAAUUUUGAGUUUAUUUAGGUCCAUGAUGUAUUUUGUAGAAUGUGUUUUUGCAUCGUUUGGUCUUGUUCUUUCUUUAUAGAGUUAUUGCCAUUCUUAUGUUCAGUUUGAAGCCCUGAUGCUAGUUUGUAGUCUAUUGAGUUUUCUUUUUCCUUUCGGGUCCUGUUUGCCUUGGUAUUGCCUCUGUGUGUCCUCCUCAGUAUCUCCUGCGUUAUUUUGCCUCCCAGUGGAGUCUGUCUUGUCUUGUUUAUUUGCCUGUUUUGUCACGGUCCCCGUGCCUCACCGGCUGAUUCCAUGUUAGGCAACAUGUCUUUGUUUUUGUUCUCUCUCUCUCUCUCUCCCCCUCUUUCCCCUGCCACGGCGAUGCUCACUGCGGGCUCCGCACCUGGCCCACGCACCUGUGCUCAUCAUCACACCUGUCACUGUUUACUACAAUCAGAAGGGCUUUUUAAGAUGGCAGACCUACACUACUCGUCGCUGGAACGUUGAGUCACCCGCGUUAGUGCUUCAGCAAUCUGCUUAAGUCAGUGAGUUUCCCUGUGAUGUAGUGCUAAUUGGAUUUUCUGUGUGUGUGCAUAGAUUCCCCCCGGACCCGUCCCUGUACCCCCGAGUGAGCGAGAGAAGCGACUGGUGGAAAAGGAGUGGGAUUGUUGGGUGAAAGAGCAGAGUGUGGUUUUGGACCCUUCCCCUUCCCCCCUGGAGCCCCGGACCCCUUUCCCAAGCACCUUGUAUAUAUAUUCACCCGGUGACACCACAGUUUCUGCAAAGGUCUCCUGGUCUGCGACUGAGUCCGUUUACAAAACCGUGUCAUGUUUCCCCAGGCAUGUGGGCAUCUGUGCGUGUGUCUGGUUUCCCUCACCCUCUCUGACCGUCACUCUCUCACCCUCGUUCUGUGUCUCCCUAGUCGUGUCUCUGAGUUUCGUCUCCCUUUGCUUACAUGUCCUUGUCUUGUUCUCUGCGUGAGUGUAACUUCCUGUUUUAUUUUGACAGUACCUUAUCUCAUGUGUGUUAUGUUCAGUUUGGCUUCCCUUGUUUUGUUAGUCAGAUUUGUUCCUGAUGUCUUUCCACCUGUUGUCCAUCGUCUCCUUGUAUUUAAGUCCUCAGAUUGUUUCUGUUUGUUGUCAGUCUUUAUGUUGGUCCUCCUGUCAUGGAGGCUGAAGGGCAGCACUGGUAGUCGCCAGUAUUUUUAGUUCUUGAUUUCACUGUUGCAGCAUGGAUACUGGGAAUGUGCAGACAGGACACCGGAUGACAACAGCAUGUAGUGUUGUUUGUUUUUGUUGGCAGAUUUUAAUCCUGCUCUAAAUGUGUCUUAUGCUUAAAACUGAGGACUAGCAAUAAAAUAAGUCUUCAUUUAAAAUGUUUACUUUUUUUUAAUUUACGUAGCAGAUUUUUGCUCAAAAUGUGUGUUUAUGUCUAAAACAUUUUUUGUAGUUUUGCACAUGUUACAGUACACAUUUCUAAGAUUUAACAUUUUUUACAGUGUUAAGUUUUUUGUUUGUUUUCCUGACUUUUCCACAGAAAAGUCAGGAAAGGUAGCUGUGCAAGUGGCUACUUUUAGCAUCACACCUGACACCGUUUCUCCCAGAAUGCACUGUUCAGAAAGAUUCUUUCUGUGUCUCUAAUAUAUCUCUUAUGUCUUCUGCAGAUAUGCUUUGAUGUUAAUUAUUUCCUAUAUACCAAAAUGUACCAAAUACUUGACAGUUAUUCUGUUAUUGUCAGUCUUAUACAUAUUUUUGAAACAGUGUGCAAACAUGCUAAAUGAAUUGUGCAUACUAAAUGUAAAUUUAAAUGUGAAUUUAGUGCAUAAUUGUGAAAUAAAAGGAAAAAGAUACAUAAUGUU
Molecule: messenger RNA, 4044 nt
Organism: Oreochromis niloticus (Nile tilapia)
Lineage: Eukaryota; Metazoa; Chordata; Actinopteri; Cichliformes; Cichlidae
Product: C-X-C chemokine receptor type 3
Exons: 3
Coding region: 645-1820 (391 amino acids)
Biological process (GO): cell chemotaxis; calcium-mediated signaling; immune response
Cellular component (GO): membrane; external side of plasma membrane
Molecular function (GO): C-C chemokine receptor activity; C-C chemokine binding
Source: RefSeq, a predicted model, not a curated record